Messenger RNA from Galeopterus variegatus (Sunda flying lemur), 510 nucleotides. RefSeq names its product myosin, light chain 2, regulatory, cardiac, slow (gene MYL2). Gene Ontology annotation, biological process: heart development; muscle cell fate specification; cardiac muscle contraction. Gene Ontology annotation, cellular component: cytoplasm; myofibril. The transcript has 5 exons. Gene Ontology annotation, molecular function: calcium ion binding. The annotation marks the transcript as partial. The record is from RefSeq and is a predicted model, not a curated record. Lineage: Eukaryota; Metazoa; Chordata; Mammalia; Dermoptera; Cynocephalidae.
GCACCUAAGAAAGCCAAGAAGAGAGCAGACGGCGCCAACUCCAAUGUGUUCUCCAUGUUUGAACAGACCCAGAUCCAGGAGUUUAAGGAGGUGGUGGAAUUACAGGGGCAAAUGCCAGUGUCCUAAUAGUUGUUUCUUUCCCAGCUUAAAGUCCCUGAGUGUGUGUUUCCUGUCCUAGGGCGGGUGAAUGUGAAAAAUGAAGAAAUUGAUGAAAUGCUCAAGGAGGCUCCAGGUCCAAUAAACUUUACUGUGUUCCUGACAAUGUUUGGGGAGAAACUUAAGGGGGCAGACCCUGAGGAGACCAUUCUCAAUGCGUUCAAAGUGUUUGACCCUGAAGGCAAAGGGGUGCUGAAAGCUGAUUACGUUCGAGAGAUGCUGACCACACAGGCAGAGAGGUUUUCCAAGGAGGAGAUUGACCAGAUGUUCGCCGCCUUCCCCCCUGAUGUGACUGGCAACCUGGACUACAAGAAUCUGGUGCACAUCAUCACCCACGGAGAAGAGAAAGACUAA